Messenger RNA from Vespula vulgaris, 3072 nucleotides. It is a transcript of the gene AIF, whose product is annotated as apoptosis-inducing factor 1, mitochondrial. Gene Ontology annotation, molecular function: protein dimerization activity; FAD binding; NAD(P)H oxidase H2O2-forming activity. Lineage: Eukaryota; Metazoa; Arthropoda; Insecta; Hymenoptera; Vespidae. Gene Ontology annotation, cellular component: cytoplasm; mitochondrion. The record is from RefSeq and is a predicted model, not a curated record. The coding region runs from base 243 to 2234 and encodes 663 amino acids. The transcript has 12 exons. Gene Ontology annotation, biological process: mitochondrial respiratory chain complex assembly; apoptotic process.
UUGUGGAUCAAUUUAUAAGGAUAAAUCAUUUCAAUCAAACCGAUAUAAAAGCCGUAAAUGGCUAUGAUAAUAGGAUAAUCGAGCUUCAGGUGAUGGAGUGUAUAGUAUUAAAUUCAUCGUUAAUCUCGCGCAAGAAGAAAAAAUCGGUCAACGACUUUCAGUCGGCGUGCAUACGGUGAGAAGAACUGAACACACGCGCCAUCACUAUAUUAUUGCGUAAGGCCAAAAUUGGCCCAUCAAAAAUGUUAAGCUGUGGUAGAGUUAUUGAACAAUUGUCGAAAGUAACAAGGCACGCACAUGUUAAUCAUUCCUAUCGAGCUUUAAAAUAUGUUGGCAUUUUCAGUGUUAAUAGAUUGUGGUAUAGUAAUAAUGCAAAUAAUAAGAAGCCAUAUAAGCCACCGGGUACUACGAUAAAACCGGAGGAAUGUGUACCAGAGUUUAGAUAUUCUAAUCCAAAGAGACCACUUCCAGCUUGUGAAGCUCAACGUGGUGGUACUUGCCCACCUACUUGUAGACCAGAUUAUACCCAAGAAGAUGGUAACGGGAAGAAUGGUAAAUUUCCAAAUUGGAAACAUUUACUGGCCACCUUGAUCAUAGCAGGAGUGACUAUAUAUGCGAUAUCUUCUACAGAAUGGUUUACGGAUAAAUUUGGUUCACAGCCUGACACAAAAAAAAAAAAAGAUACAGUGAAAAGAGAUAAAAGAUCAAAGGGUGUAGUAAAAUCUCCAGCUGUAUCCAAAGUAAUACCUCAAGAAGUACCUUACUUAUUAAUAGGUGGAGGAACUGCUGCAUUUUCAGCAUUUAGGUCAAUUAAAUCUAGGGAUCCCAAAGCUAAGGUUUUAGUAAUAAGUGAGGAAGAAAGUUUCCCAUAUAUGAGGCCUCCAUUGUCUAAAGAACUAUGGUAUAAUACAGAUAGGGCAACAAGUGCAAAAUUGAAUUUUAAACAGUGGAAUGGAACACAAAGGAGUCUUUUUUAUGAACCACGUGAAUUUUAUACGAAUGUUGACAAGUUAAUGGAAUUAGACAAGGGUGGAGUAGCUGUAGCAACAGGUUGGAAAGUAACCAAAAUUGAUGCUACAAAUAAGAUUGCUGUGCUUGAUGAUGGUUAUGAAAUCAAGUAUGACAAGUGUCUUAUAGCAACAGGUGCUUCGCCUAACAAUCUUCCUAUAUUUGAAUCUGCUCAGGAUGAAGUAAAAGAUAAAAUUAUAGCUUAUAGAACAGAACAAGAUUUUCUUGAAUUAGAAGAAAAUCUUCACAAUCCUAAUUGUAAAAAUAUAGUUAUUAUUGGAGGUGGUUUUCUUGGCUCUGAGCUAGCUUGUUCUCUUGCAAGAAAUUAUCAAGAUAAAAAGAUUAUCCAAAUUUACAAGGAAAAUUAUAUUAUGGCUCAAGUAUUACCUGAGUAUUUGAGUGAAUGGACAACAAAAAAAGCUAUGGCAGAAGGGGUAAAUUGUAUACCAAAUAUAGAGGUUGCAGAUUUUUCGUACAAAAAUGAGAAACUCAGUCUUAUCCUAUCUGAUGGCAAUGUAAUUGAUGCAGAUCAAGUAAUAGUAGGUAUAGGAGUUGAAGCAAAUACAGAUUUGGCAACAUCUUCAGAAUUAGAAGUACAUCCUAUUGUAGGAGGUUUUCUUGUUAAUGCCGAAUUAGAAGCAAGAAGUAAUCUUUGGGUUGCUGGAGAUGCUGCAUGCUUUUAUGAUGUUAGAUUGGGUAGACGAAGAGUAGAACACCAUGACCAUGCCGUAAUUUCGGGUAGAUUAGCUGGAGAAAAUAUGACUGGUGCAGGAAAACCUUAUUUGCAUCAGUCUAUGUUCUGGUCUGAUCUAGGACCAGAGGUUGGAUAUGAAGCAAUCGGUAUUAUAGAUUCAUCUUUACCAACUGUAGGAGUAUUUGCAAAAGCAACAGAAGCGGAUACACCAAAAGCAGCUCUUACUGAACCCACAGAUGAAGAGAGAGCUACAACACAGACAGAAACAGAAAAUACAGAAAAAACAAAUUCGCAAAAUGAUAUAGAAUCUUUAAAUUCAAAAAAUGAGAAUAAAAACAUGGAAAAGGAAUCUAAAAAACAUAGUGACUUUGAAAAAGGUGUUAUAUUCUAUUUACGAGAUGAUGUUGUGGUUGGCAUUUUACUUUGGAAUAUAUUUCAUCGUAUGUCCAUAGCUAGACAGGUAUUGGCAAGAGGUACAAAAUACGAUGAUCUAAAUGAAGUAGCGAAACUAUUUUCUAUUCAUGAUGACUAAUAACAUUGACUGCAGUGUGUGGUAUGUGUAUGACAAUAUUUUAAAGUCACUGUGCUGUACAUAAUUGAAAUGUUUAUAUAAAAGUCUCUAAGCAAUGUCACAUUAUAUAUCUGAGUUUAGAAUGUAUGGUAUGUACAAAUAUCAGUGAUAUUCCAUAGUAUACAUUGAGCAUUGUUAGAAGCAGUCUAUGAAAGCAUUUAUGAAAUACUCAUGUGAUUAUUGUUAUUAUUAUCAAUUAAACAUGGGUCUUAGCAAGUAAAAUAAGUUGAAUAAGAAACGUAUUGUACAGGAUAUUAAUAAUUGCUUAAUAACAUUGAUAAACAAUUUUGUUAAAGCAUUUUGUUUUACGAAAAUGGUUAUCUGUUUUUAUGAAAGCAAUCACACAUUAUUUAUAUAAACAUUAUAUGCUUUGCAAAGAAAAAUUUAUACUGUUUAUGCGAAUGUAAUUAGUUCCUUUUUUUUUCAUUUUCUUAUUGUACAUGUACGCACAGAAAUCCUUUAUAAAAAUUCUUUGCUGUUUUUCAUGAAAACAUUUAUAUGAUACUACCUUUAAAAAAUUCUUUCUUACAAUACAUCUGUAUAUGAAUAAUGAAUCUGUUUUUUUGUUUAAUAUCUUCUUCCAGUUUAUGUCAUUUAUUUUACAGUAUUGUUUUCAUCACUGGAAUAUAAUUUUCUUGCAGUCAUUAUAGGUAAUAUUUUAUUUCCAUAUCUCUUAGCUAAUUUAUCCAUGAAUAUGAUGUAAUCAUGACAGCGAUAGUCAUGUAGUACCUACAAGUAUACAUUUAAAUGUAAUUAUAAUUCUAACAAACUUACAUUACAAAGAAUAAAAUUUACCAUA